AUGCGUUUUCGAGGUUGGGGUCGCCGUGGUCCAGCACCGCUUUUCCCACCUUUAUAUGGACCGCCACCUGGUGCUACACCUUCAGGACCAGUAUUUGCAUGCCGACCAAUGUCGUUUGAUUUAGCACUCUGUGAAGCUAGCUUUCCAAGGAUCAAAGAAUUGGAUGAUACUGAUUUAGCACAAGCAAUAACCAAACGACAUCAGGAGAUUACGCCGACACCAGUAGAACAAACUGCAGUUCUUGGACUUAUUUCAAAAAUCAAGGCUGCGAUUGAGAAAAUCAGCGCUGCUCCCGAUCUUUUACCCUCUGUGACCGUUGAAGAAUUUCGCGAGGUUGGGUCAUUUCGAAAAGGUACUAUGCUUGCGGGUCAUAAUGUUGCCGACAUUGUUGUUGUAUUGCGUUCGCUUCCGACAGUAGAAGCAGUAUCAGCAUUGGGGCAAAAGAUUGUUGAAGAGCUGAAAGCAAAUGAUAAGGAGGUAUAUGGCUGUAUUUCUCGAGAUUUCGGCUGUGAGUUAGCUGGGCCAAAUGCGAUUGUGCGAUUGUUGAUAACUACAGUUCCGUCGAACGCAAAACUUCUCGAACCUGACCUUCAUUUGAAAGAGAGCAUAAUGAUCUCACACAUGGCUGCCCUGAGACAUGCUCGAUGGUUUGAAGAAAAUGCGUCAAAUCCAACUAUUAAGAUUUUGAUUCGUAUCAUGAAAGAUAUUCGCAACCGUUUCGAUCAGUUAAAAGACUUAAGUGUUUGGAACAUAGAAUUAAUUUCACAUUAUGCGGUAGUGAAUACGGCAUCGCAACAACCGCUUUCGGCGAGUCAAGCAUUUCGACGGUUUUUCCAACUUCUUGCUGCUGGAUUGUUGCUUCCUACUUCACCGGCUCUAAGUGAUCCUUGCGAGCAGGCUCGGCGUAUCCAUCAAUCGUUAACUUAUGAGCAAAUGGUUGGAAUUGAUGUUAUUCUAGAUCAGCUGUGUAGUUCGUCACAAACAUUGUUGCGAAUUAUUUGUCAUGGUGGUUAUAAGCAUGUAUUGGGAUUGGAAACCUCAAAAAGUGGACUGGUUACCGAUAUGACAUUCUGGGGUGAUGUGGUUGUUACACCAUUGGAAGCAGCCUAUGUUGACAAAGUAAUGGAACCCAUGUAUGAAGAUGAAAUUAGUGGCGUCAUGGCGCAGCGCCGUAUGUCAUCAUUGGCCGGUCCUUCUGAACUGAUGAUACCAAAAGCUCUUGAUGUAAAUACGAUAACUGAAACGCUGAACCAAAUGUUUCCUGCACUCCAGCUUGUUCCUGCUGAUAUCCAGAGACCGACGGCUGAAGUGAUGUGUACUAUAUAUCAAUAUAUCACCCAAUACAUCAUGGAUAUUCCGGAUGCUGUGUAUACGACACCACUGUUUGCAAUUAGCAGCUCUACGGAUAUGGAUUUAUUCGCUCAGGCAUAUCCGAAAUUAGUUAUCUUUCAAGCUUUGUCUGCCAUUGUAGAAGAUAUUUCAUCAAAUGAAAUCCAGUUCAGUUUUCUCGAUUUAGUUGCACCAGAACCUGGGCCAACGCGAAUUCUUCUUUCAACUUUGAUCAAUUUCAUCGAAUUCAUGACAAGUGCUAUUGCGAAAGCGCAUAGUAUAUUUAGCAGUGUUGAUGGCCGUAAAAGUAAGCUGGAAUCAAAAAAACUUCAUGCUAUUAAUCUUGGUAAUGAAGUACAACGCUUGCAUAACAAAACGACCAAUCGGAAACACUUAGAAAAUGAGUUCCGUGAAAAAAUGGAAAUUCUGCAACGUAGUAUAAAAGAAACGUAUGCUCAAAUCAAAGCAAUCCAAAUGGAGUUAAAAACAGUUUGUGAUGAUAAUAUCGAGAAAAGGAAAAAAUUGGUAGAAAUGCAAAAUGAGAGUAGACACCUGACAUUUCAAAACGAGGUUGUUGAUCGUGAUAUUGUUAAUUCACCUGAUCGUCUGAACGCUGAAUUAAGUGAAUUAACAAAUCAUAAGAAAUGGGAAUAUAAAGAGAAAAAAAAAGCUAGAAUAAUGAUUGCUCGAUCUAUUGAACAUGUUACGGAGAUUUUGAACAAAUCGCGUGAGCGUCAGAAAGAAGGUGUAAAACUCGAAGAAGCGAUAGUUGGUGCAGAAGAAAAGCGUAAUGAAGUGAAAGAAGAAUGUACCAAUAUGGAAGAGAAGUUAACAAAAGAGGAAAAUAAGUUGUCUGCAAUGGAAAAAGAGCGCGAGAAAGAGGAAUCACUUCACGAGAAAUCUUUGAAGGACAUGAAAGAACAUUUGGCGACAUUAGAUGAACAAGUGAAAUAUAUUCGCCAGCGAAUGCAAAAUUUUGAUAAAGAAAAUGUGGAAGUGCAACGGGAAAUUGGGAAAACAAAGAAUGAAAUUGCAGCAUUGAAUCGAACAACGAAUGCAGACAUAAUAAAUUUGGCUACGCGUCUUAAUGAAAUCCAUAAUAAAUAUUUGGAAGGUGAGAAGCUCUACGAAGAGGAUUACAACAGGAUGGAUAAUCUAAGGAACCAUCUGAUUGCAGUGCUGAAUGCAUCUGAUGUUGACACUACCUUUGAUACAUCGCUUUUAAAUAAUGUGUUAAUGAAUGAAAUGUAA
Messenger RNA from Acanthocheilonema viteae, 2580 nucleotides. The record is from the annotation of a GenBank genome assembly. NCBI's taxonomy places the organism in Eukaryota, Metazoa, Nematoda, Chromadorea, Rhabditida, Onchocercidae.